This is a messenger RNA of Laccaria bicolor S238N-H82, 3252 nucleotides long. RefSeq lists its product as uncharacterized. The record is from RefSeq and is a predicted model, not a curated record. NCBI's taxonomy places the organism in Eukaryota, Fungi, Basidiomycota, Agaricomycetes, Agaricales, Hydnangiaceae. The transcript has 16 exons. Gene Ontology annotation, cellular component: nucleus; cytoplasm. Gene Ontology annotation, molecular function: nuclear import signal receptor activity; small GTPase binding. The coding region runs from base 1 to 3252 and encodes 1083 amino acids. Gene Ontology annotation, biological process: protein import into nucleus.
AUGGAUCAAAAUUUUGUGCAAGGCUUGCACGCUCUCCUUGUCCAGACAACUUCAAAUGACACCGCAAGUCUCAAAGCUGCCACAGCACAAUUGAAUCAAGACUAUUACAAAAAUCCCUCAUGCAUUUCUGCACUCGCGAGUAUUCUUGCCAGUUCCCCAGAGGAACCUGUUCGCCAAUUGGCCGCGGUUGAGCUGCGAAAACGCGUCAACCAGAACAGUGGAAAUCUAUGGACACAACUCUCACAAAUUGAGCGCGAAGAGAUCAAAGCUAAACUUCCGGAGCUUAUUCUAUCCGAGCCAAAUAAACUUGUUCGGCAUUCAGCUGCUCGUGUCAUCGCUGCCAUCGCCAGCAUCGAGAUCCCCCUUGGAACUUGGGAUCAACUUCUUCCGUUCCUCCAACAAACAUGCACCUCUACACAGGCUGCUCACCGCGAAGUCGGAUCUUUUAUUAUGUUUACCGUUCUCGAAAAUAUCGUCGAGGGCUUCCAACAACACAUGCAAGGGUUGUUCAUCUUGUUUAGCCAGAUGCUGGCAGAUCCUGAGAGCAUCGAAGUUCGCAUCACCACCGUUCGGGCGUUGGGAGUGAUAGCACAAUAUAUUGACUCCGAUGACAAGGCCGAACUGAAAUCUUUCCAAGCCCUUCUUCCGGCUAUGAUCCAAGUUAUCGGGCAAACCGUAGAAGCUGGUAACGAGACAGGCGCAAGGCAGUUGUUUGAUGUCCUUGAAACUCUUCUCAUCCUCGAGGUUUCUGUUCUCGGCAAGCAUAUACCUGAGCUUGCCCAUUUCCUCCUCCAAUGUGGUGGCAAUCGUGGGUUUGACAGCGAACUUCGUGUUCUAGCUCUCAAUGCCCUCAACUGGACCGUCCAAUACAAAAAGUCCAAGAUUCAAAGUAACAAUCUUGCCCCUUCCAUCCUCGAGGGUCUUAUGCCCAUCACUACUGAGGACGAGCCAGAAGACGUUGACGACGAUGCUCCUUCCCGGUCGGCUCUCCGCAUCAUCGACGGUCUCGCCACAAAUCUUCCACCUUCCCAAGUCUUCCCUGCGUUGCGAACUCUUAUCAUGCAAUACUUUAACUCUCCAGAUCCAACUCACCGAAGGGGUGCAAUGCUUGCCCUUGGUGUUUGUGUGGAAGGCUGUAGUGAGUAUAUGACUCCUUUGAUGGGUCAAGUAUGGCCAGUCGUCGAAGCUGGGCUGCAGGACGGCGAUGCCACCGUCAGGAAAGCGACUUGCGUCGCCGUCAGCUGCCUUUGUGAGUGGCUUGAAGAAGAAUGCAUUUCGAAGCACACCGUCCUUGUGCCUAGCAUCAUGGCCCUCAUCAACGAUGGUGCUACCCAGAGGACGGCCUGUACCGCUUUGGAUGCUCUGCUUGAGAUCCUCCACGAUGGGAUUGAUCAGUAUCUGCAGCUUAUCAUGGAACGGCUUGCGUCUCUGCUCGAGACUGCACCGAUCUCUGUCAAGGCUGUUGUGACCGGUGCCAUUGGAAGCGCGGCACAUGCUUCCAAAGAGCGCUUCCUGCCCUACUUCCAACCAACAAUGAACCAUCUUGCGGGUUUUCUUAAUCUUACAGGUGAAGGAGAAGAAAUUGAACUUCGUGGGAUCACCAUGGAUGCGAUUGGUACCUUUGCUGAAGCUGUCGGCAAAGACGUCUUCCGGCCUUACUUCCCGGAUAUGAUGAAGCAUGCGUUCCAAGGAACUGAGAUGGCCAGCGCAAGACUUCGAGAGUGCAGUUUCCUGUUCUUUGGUGUCAUGGCACGGGUUUUUGGAGAAGAGUUUGCUCCAUAUUUACCUCAAGUGGUGCCUCCGUUGUUGAACAGCUGCAAACAACUAGAGCAAGGCGAGGAGGAUCUGACUGUCUCUAUUGCAGAAGCCUCCGCAGCGUUUGCCUCCGGGUCUUCCCCAGCCAGCGCUAUCACUAUUGGCAACGAGGAUGCAAACGGAAACAUUUCCAUCGAACUUGAAGAUACUGACGUUGACAAGUUGAUGGAGGUUAACAGCGCUCUAGCUGUCGAGAAAGAGAUUGCUGCCGAUACCAUUGGCACACUUUUUGCUGCAACCCAGAGCCAUUUCUUGCCCUUUGUGGAGCCCUGUGUACUCGAACUCGUCGCGCUCCUCCCUCAUUACUACGAAGGCAUAAGAAAGAGUGCCACAGACUCCUUAUUGGAGAUUGUUAGAACCUUCUACGACUUGAGCGAUCAUAAGGAAUGGGUUGCUGGUGCAAAUGCCCCCAACAAUGUGGACCAGCAAGUUAAGGAUCUUAUUGACCACGCCCUUGUUCCUCUGUUAGACAUGUAUGAGACUGAGGACAACAAGUCUGUAGUUUCAUCUUUGUGCAUUGGACUCGCCGAGACAAUCAACAAAGUUGGCCCUGUCGCCCUCGAAGGACGCCACGAGCCGCUCUGCAGGAUCGCCAUUCAAAUUCUAGAGCAGAAGGCGUUUUGCCAACAGGAUCCAGAUCAGGACGAAACUGAAGAAGCCCCAGAGGAUCAGGCUGAAUACGACUCAGUAUUGAUUUCGUCUGCUGGGGAUCUGGUUGCUUCGUUGGCGAACGCAUUGGGAGCCGAUUUUGCUCCCGCCUUCAACGGCUUCUUCCCCUUGAUCAGCAAAUAUUAUAAACAUACCCGCUCCCUUAGCGAUCGUUCAUCAUCCAUUGGUUGCCUUGCCGAGAUCAUAUCUGGAAUGAAGGCUGCGGUCACUCCUUCCACCCAGCCAUUAUUGGAGUUGUUCCAUCGUGCUCUAAGCGACGACGAACCCGAGGUUCUGAGCAACGCGGCUUUCGCUGUUGGCCUGUUGGUGGAGUACAGCGAAGUGGAUCUUUCGCAGCAGUACCUCCCCCUCCUUGCUGCUCUUCGGCCCCUGUUCGUAGUCAACGACCAAUCAUCAGCGGCGAAGCUGAAUGCGAAGGACAAUGCCGCCGGUGCCGUUGGUCGCUUGAUCGUCCGCAACACUGCCGCAAUUCCUCUUGACCAAGUCCUUCCCAUCUUCAUUGGCGCCCUUCCCCUAAAGAACGAUUACCUGGAAAACCGGGCGGUUUUCCGUGCUCUCUUCCACCUCUUUCGUACAAGUGGGCCCGCUCUUUACCAGUACAUGGACCUUCUACUUGCGGUAUUCGCGCACGUUCUAGAUCCCAGUGCACCAGAUCAGGUCGGGGACGAGAUCAGACACGAGCUUAUCAAUUUGAUUGUGGCUUUGAAUCAAGAAGACCCAGGAAAGGUUCAAGCGGCAGGUUUGUCGGUAUUCCUGCCGGGGGCUUAG